UCAUUAUUUGACCUGCUUGACUCGCCGUAGCUUUGCAGUGGUUUCCUAGGUAACUCAAAACACAAGAUUGUUUUUAGUUUAACAGCUAGCGUCACUUGGAUAUUUACUAGCCACGCAGAAUGUCGAAUGCAAUCUCACUGUUAGUCUAAAGUUAAUUGGUGCCUAAAGAGUGACGUUUAAAGGACUGACUGAAAGUAACCUAUCGUAUUUUCAUUAGCUGAAGGGCUAAUGUUACACGUGCGAGUGUAGCAUGCAGGGCAAGAUGGACCAAACUUCACAAACUCGCAUCUAUGUGGAGAGAACUCUGGCCCUUGUGAAACCUGAUGCCAUCCACAAAGUUGAUGAGAUUGAGGACAUUAUCCUCAAAUCCGGCUUCAUUAUCCUGCAGAAGCGGAAGCUGCAGCUAAGUCCAGAGCAAUGCAGUGACUUCUAUGCAGACCAAUAUGGAAAGCUCUUGUUUCCAAGCUUGACUGCCUUCAUGAGCUCUGGCCCCAUCAUUGCCAUGUCGCUGGCCCGCAAGAACGCCAUUGCCCACUGGAAGUCUAUCAUAGGACCUGUCAACAGCGCCAAGGCCAGAGAAACUCAUCCAGGGUGUCUUAGAGCAAAAUAUGGCACUUCUGACCUUAAAAAUGCACUCCAUGGCAGUGAGUCAUUUCAUGCAGCUGAAAGGGAGAUCAAAUUCAUGUUCCCCAACUCUGUAAUUGAGCCCUUUCCUUCAAGAGAAGCCAUCGAUGAAUACCUGAGCCGGUAUGUAAACCCAACUCUGCUACAUGGACUCACUGAGCUCUGCAAGCACAAGCCACAUAACCCCUGUAUUUGGCUUGCCGACUGGCUGAUCAACAACGAUCCAAACAAGCCUCAAAUAUGUGAUGGAGCCAUUGUGGAAUAAGCAGAAUGACAACAGGGGAAAAAUACAUAAUUUAGGUUAUUUUUUAAGAAAUUCAUCUGUUCAGUACUUUGAGAAAAUAAAGUGUAUUUUAAGCACUA
Molecule: messenger RNA, 987 nt
Organism: Centropristis striata (black sea bass)
Lineage: Eukaryota; Metazoa; Chordata; Actinopteri; Perciformes; Serranidae
Gene: nme5
Product: NME/NM23 family member 5
Exons: 5
Coding region: 251-889 (212 amino acids)
Biological process (GO): UTP biosynthetic process; CTP biosynthetic process; negative regulation of oxidative stress-induced intrinsic apoptotic signaling pathway
Molecular function (GO): nucleoside diphosphate kinase activity
Source: RefSeq, a predicted model, not a curated record